AUGGCUACGGCGAGGAAUAGUUUGAAACUCGAGGACACUGGAAUCCAGGAACUACGAGUCCGACGGGCGAUCACCGGUGGAGUCAUAUUGGAGGUCCCGAGUGAAAACAGCGCGGAAAAGGCCGCCUGCGCCAAUAACAACGGGGACGUGAAAGUAUCUCGGCCACGUAAGAUGGCCGAGAUCCGCAUAAGCGAACUUGAUGACUCGGUCACCCCGGCCAAGGUGGUAUCGGCAGUGAGCCAACCAAGGCCGGCGAAUGCGACGCGGAGGAUGUGCCCUGCCACGGCGUACGUCGAGGCACUGGACAAGCGGCCGCUACAGUGCUUCCGCUGUAUGGAGAUGGGCCAUACAGCACAGCACUGUCCAUCCGAGACGAACAGAAACGGACGAUGCUACAAAUGUGGCACACCAGGCCAUUUCCCGAGAAACUUCACCGUCCCGGUUAAAUGCCCCUUAUGCGCGGACAUGGGCAGACAAGCGGACCAUCGCCUAGGCAGUAAAGCCUGCAGACCACCGCUCAGGAAGAGGAAACCUCCAUCCAGCAACGGAAAGAAACAGCAAGAGUCAGAAACGGUCCAACCGAGGCAGGAACAGUAA
Messenger RNA from Heterotrigona itama, 597 nucleotides. The record is from the annotation of a GenBank genome assembly. Lineage: Eukaryota; Metazoa; Arthropoda; Insecta; Hymenoptera; Apidae.